UUGCUAUAUAGGCUGCAGCAUUGCGUUGGAGAGGAUCGCAGGAUUUGUAAACCUGAACCAGGGUGGAUUUUUUUUUGCAAUGAGCUAAGACUGAGAGUUGCGGGAUCUGACCAGCUCUGCCCUGCACCUGUGAUUGUGGUGUUUGAGCUGGUGGAACGGGGUGAGCAGGAGAUGAGUGAGAUCCCCUGAACGACGAUGAGCAUCUAUUGAGCAGAGCGCGGUUGAAGAGUUGGACGGGAUAUCGUGAGCAAGCGCUGAUCAAGCCUUCUCCUCUGUAAGCUGUGACCAGUCCCUCUCAACAAUGAGUCACGGCGGUAAGCUGCUUCAGCAGAGCUCGCCCACCAGUGAUCUCAACACCCCCGACCCAGGUAGGCCCGAUACGGGGACAGACUGCAAGGAGGAAAUGCUUGAGGAAUUGUCCAGUGCCAUUGAUACUGAGCUGGAAACCGAUCCCAACGAGGCAGAAAAUGAAGGGUUCUUCAACAUGGUGAGUCAUGUUCAAAGGAACCGAAUGGAUGACCAGCGUUGCAACCUUGGAUGGAAUGAGACACCCUCUAAAAAACCAAUUUUUGAUGCAAGUAAGACCAACUGUGAACGUCCAGUCAACGAACUUCUGGACAUGCUCGCUGACAAACAGGGCCAACGUCUGGAUGACCAACGAGUAACCUGUGACAAUUUACCAGGUCUCCAAUUGUCCGAGUGCUACAUACAGGCCACUUGUGAAGAGAUUGAAUAAGCCCAGGGCUGGAUUCCAGUUGAACCUGAUGGAAAAUCUAUUGACCUGGCUGACCGAGGGUGGGUGAGAAACUACCAGAGGAAAAGCGAAUGCUGAAUCAUUUCCUUCACUUAUUAAUUUUUGUGAUGACUCUGUGUUUGAAGCAACGUUCUUUGCUUGCUGUUAUGUUUCUUUUGGAGCCUCUGAUAAAGUGAGGCAGAGACUUAGUUGCUUUAGCCUGGCCUUCCCUCUUGUUAAACUAUCACGACAUAUCCGAAUCUCUUCUGAGUUGCUUCCAAUAUGUUCUGAACCAACACGUGAUAAUACCAGUCAUCAUUUAUUUGUUGUCUUUGAAACAAACUCUGACUGUGUUCUCAUUGAAAAUGGUGCAAAAUAUUAAUAAAGAUGUUUAAAUGUU
Molecule: messenger RNA, 1133 nt
Organism: Chiloscyllium plagiosum (whitespotted bambooshark)
Lineage: Eukaryota; Metazoa; Chordata; Chondrichthyes; Orectolobiformes; Hemiscylliidae
Product: G protein-signaling modulator 2-like
Molecular function (GO): guanyl-nucleotide exchange factor activity; protein binding
Source: RefSeq, a predicted model, not a curated record